AUGGAGGCAACUCUACGAAAUCUGGUUCAGUCCAACCUGCAAUGGAUUUUUGUGGGCGGCAAAGGCGGCGUCGGAAAGACUACCACUUCGUGUGCGCUCGCUGUUCUCCUUGCUUCGACACCGAGGGUCGACCGCACCACAGGUAAGACGACUUUUCCACGUAUCUUAUUGCUUUCAACAGACCCUGCCCACAACCUGAGCGACGCGCUCAAUCAAAAAGUCGGUGACUUCCCGACACCUAUUAAAGGCAUGGAGACGACCUUGUUUGCGAUGGAAAUCAAUCCGAUGAGUUUUACACAAGGGAAGGAUGUUUUUGCGGAGGCUUCCCAACGGAAUCCCACUUAUGACUCCUCUAACGCUCCCACCACCACCCCGGGCGCAACUUCGGCGGGCGUAUCGCCGUUUGCGGCUCUUGGGAAGAUUUUCCGGGAUGCCGCCAGUUCACUCCCUGGGAUUGAUGAGCUAUCGGUUUUUGCCCAAAUCCUGCGUGGGGUGCAGGAUUUGAAGUUUGAUGUGGUACUUUUUGAUACGGCCCCAACCGGGCAUACACUACGGUUGUUGGCGCUCCCACAAACCCUUAACACGACGUUCGAUAAAUUGAUGAAUAUGGAGGGGAUUGCGCCGAUUUUAGGAGCAGCUGAGCACCUCUUGAAGAAUGUCAUGAAGACACCAUCCGCGGAAGGUUCGAAUGCAGAAUCUUCUGAUUCAAUAACCUCGCAAGGGUUGACUGGCAUUGCGGAGGAAUGGCGUGGUCAAGUUCAAAAGGUUCAAGAACAAUUUAACGAUGCGACUAAAACGGCCUUUGUGUGCGUCUGCAUAUCGGAAUUUCUGAGUGUGUAUGAGACCGAACGCCUUAUCCAGGAUUUGAUGAAGUACAACAUCCAAUGCGAUAGCAUUGUGGUGAAUCAACUUGUCUUGAAGCCAUCCGGGGAGCCGCCAUGCCGCAUGUGUGCCGCAAGACAGAGAGUGCAAGCCAAAUAUUUAAUCCAGCUCGAGGAUCUUUACGAAGACUUCCACCUCGUAAAAAUGCCACUACUAAGUAAUGAGGUCCGAGGCGUCGAGUCCUUGCGCAAAUUCGCAAAGUUUCUGCUAGAGCCGUACAAUGUUGAUAAGCAUGGCUAUCUAGAACUAGAUGCAUGCUGAUAAAGACCCAUUUUUCAUGGCUUUAGCAUUUCUCCUGAUAUAUGAUUUUUGGCUAGAAUUUUAAAUAUUACUUUCCGAGAAACCAUAUUGAGGCAGAUUUGUCUGAAAAGAUUCAGCUAAAUUAACCGAAGAUAAUAUCACAACAGGUGUCAUACUUAUUUAAUAUUUAUUUAAAUUGUAUUAAGUGGUAUACACUUAGUAAUGUCUUAAAUAGUGAAUAGUACAAUCCAAUGGGCUAGAGGGGCUUGAGCAGGAAAAUAAAGAAAUUAAUUCUAGAGACAUCUAUGUGUCUUUAAGGUAUAAUUUGCCACAUAGUAUCCAUUGAUUGGAUUAAUGGUGCCUUUAUUUGGAUGAACUUCUUAAUUUAAUUCCCCCUUUAUUCACUCUUUUUUAUUUAUUAUAGCUGUCUACUUGUGUAUGGCAUAAAAAAAAUUGUAGCUCCGAGAGAAAAUAAGAACCUAUUAGACGAAGUACUAUGUGCGUUUCCUGUAUUGCUUUAGGUGAAUAGAUUUCGAAUACCACAGAGAAAAGAAGAAAGUAGCACAUUUAGAGAGUUGAAGGCAGGCUCUCAAUGCGUAAAAGUGUUUGUCUCCGUUAUUUUUGCAGCUAACUUUUACUUUUAGCUUCUGUUCUAGGAAAUGGUCACACAUGUCUACGUUGUAUCAUAUAGGAUUCGAAGAUUAUACCUCGAGCAUUUCAAAACGUACAGUGUACUUUACCAUUAUUCUGCUGUACUCUUCAAUUUCAUCCCUUCUUCGUUUACAUAGGGGCUGUAAUGUGGACUGUUCUUACCUUUUUAAUCAUGAACUUAUAUUUUUCAAUUUUAAUGGGUAUAUUAUCUAAUAAUUACUCGUUACCAAAGACUCUAAUUUCACGGACCCUUCUUUGAGUUUAUAGAAUGUAUAUACUAACAUUUUAUUAUCAAUUUAUAUAUUACUUGUUCUGAAGUGAGAACUGUAAUCUAAAAUAUUGAACAGGUGGGGAACAUUAAGCAUUUGUUCUAAAUAAUAAUAAAUUACCAACCGUAGAUGUGAUUGUCUUACUAUCUUAUUCACACAUCAAUUUUAUGGUGUGAAAAUCCCACUUUGUGGUCGUCUCAUUUGUUUCUAUAUUCAACCCUCCGGCUCACGA
This is a messenger RNA of Phytomonas sp. Hart1, 2274 nucleotides long. NCBI's taxonomy places the organism in Eukaryota, Euglenozoa, Kinetoplastea, Trypanosomatida, Trypanosomatidae. The record is from the annotation of a GenBank genome assembly.